Messenger RNA from Suillus fuscotomentosus, 1437 nucleotides. RefSeq lists its product as uncharacterized. Bases 1 to 1437 code for a protein of 478 amino acids. The record is from RefSeq and is a predicted model, not a curated record. Lineage: Eukaryota; Fungi; Basidiomycota; Agaricomycetes; Boletales; Suillaceae. The transcript is spliced from 2 exons.
AUGAGGACUCACAUACAUUGGCUUUUUUCCUGGGCAGCGGGAACACUACGCAGAGAGCUGUGUAAGGAGGUUGCUGAGCUAUUGCUCGAGCACCACAGCCUCCACUUCAAGGCCACCUCCGCGACUGUGGAGCAACUGGAAAUGACUUUUAUGAGUCAGCUCGCCGUAACAAUGCAAGGAGUUGCUCCAAACCUUUGGAACCUUGUCUCAGCUUUACUUGACAGCAGAGAAUACCGCCAUCGAAAAAUGCUGCACCCUGCUGGCCACAUUCCAGCACCUGAAGAUACCCCUUCACAGAAUGAGAUGGACUUGGGUGAAUUGGGUGGAGAUGAGCCAUAUUUUGAAGACAAUAAUGAUGGGGAUGAAGAGGAUGAUGGGGUUUUUGAUCUUUGGUACCUAAGUGCAGCCGCUAACUGUAACCAGAAAACGGUAGUGAUAAUCAGCAUAUGCAUGCAAAACACAAACAAAAGAUGCAACUGCUUACAGGGCUGGAUGGGCUUUUUCAUGAAGUCAACAGGUGUCCCUGAGAAGGUCAUCAAGGUCAUGGCACACGCAGGGCUGUCCGUCAACCUGUCCACCAUAUAUAACAUGGUGACAUCUAUUUUGAAGGAGAUCAGCCGUGACAUCAAAAGGGAAGUCCACACGCUCUGUGCAGCAUUUGCAUAUGACAAUUUUGAUAUUGCCUUCAAUGUUGCCCAGCCAACACUCGAAAACCACUCCUUCUUUGUCAGCACAACAUCCGCCACUGUGAUUUCACUGUAUGGUGUUGAUGAAAGUAACGAGGAGGUGUUGCGGAGCUCGGCAAAGUUGUGGGCCUCUGAUCCAAAGAAUCCAUCGCCGUCAUUAUUCCCACUGAUGAACGAAAGCAGAAGCUUUUUAAUGCUUCACAAAAAGGACACCUACAAUCAGCAAAUGAAUCCAACACAGCUGAGUGGACAAGAGGAGGCUUUUGCAUGGCAUAUUUAUGCCAUCCUUAUCCAACACAAUCAAAACUUCAAGCACUUUGCAGACAAACUUGACGAGCCUGAAACCAUCCAGAGGAUACCUAUACACAAGACCAAUCAGAUACCCUGCUGCUCAAUGAAUAUCAAGCAGUCUACCACAGAUCGAAACAUUGAAGUCUUGGACAACUUGUUUCACCAGGGAGGUAUCAGGGACAAAAGUGAGGUCAACUUUGAUGCAGAACACGAUGUUGACAUGACAGAACAUGUAAUUCUGGUUCAUGGAGACCUAUUAACAAAGGAGUGGGUUGACAGUGUGCGGAACAGCCAAAAAAUUGAGCACACACCGAAAAAUCGUCUCCAGUAUGUUGUGUUCCUCCCAGGACUCUUUCACUAUAAGAUGGCAUGUGCAGAUGCAUUGUGGUGCACAUACAUUCAUCCAAAGGAAGGGUGCGAGGAUGAUAAUAGCCUCUAUCAGCACAUUGGGAUCCUUUGA